Molecule: messenger RNA, 904 nt
Organism: Nymphaea colorata (pocket water lily)
Lineage: Eukaryota; Viridiplantae; Streptophyta; Magnoliopsida; Nymphaeales; Nymphaeaceae
Exons: 7
Coding region: 88-732 (214 amino acids)
Source: RefSeq, a predicted model, not a curated record
UUACGAGUGGCUUUUGUCCUCCUCUUCUCACUUCCCGAUAAGUUGCUGACUUGCUGCGGGUUACAGAGUUCCGUCUGUCCUUAAGCCAUGUCAGCUUCUCCUGCGUUGUUCACAAAGCUGACUUCCCUUCCCAGAGGUGUGAAAGCAAGCCAUGGCCUGACUGUGAAGCCCUUCCUCGCGGGCAGGUGCCUCAAGAGGUCGCCCUUGCAUGAAGUAUGCGUGAGGAAUCCAGUAAGGGUUAAUAGAAGACACAUCCUUACAGGCUUCACGCCUAAACCUGUUAUGGAAUGGCAGGAUUGCAGGGCAUCAGUGGAAGUUGAUGUUCCUUGUUCAGUAGCCUAUGACUUUUAUUCUGAUCGUGAAGCCUUUCCAACUUGGAUGCCAAUGAUAUCAUCUGUAAAGGUCUUAAAGGAUAAACCUGAUUUAUCAGAAUGGACAUUGGCAUAUGAAUUUUUUGGGCGUGAUUAUUCAUUCUCAUGGCUUGCCCGUAAUUUACAGAGUUGUGUUGUAUUUUGCAGCCAAUUCCCAACCAGAAAAUUCACUGGCGUUCCCUUGAUGGUCUUCCGAACAGAGGAGCUGUUCGGUUUUUUCCAAGAGGUCCAUCUUCGUGCAAAGUUGAGCUCACUGUUUCAUAUGAAGUUCCUCAAGUGCUAUCUCCUUUUGCGAUGGCACUUAGACCAUUUAUGGAGAGUCUGCUUCAGCGUGGUCUGGACAGAUUUGCAAGCCAAGUGAAAAAAACUGCAGAUUCUCCAAAAAGUUGAUGUAUUUUAGAUUAUAAAAAAAAUAUUAUAUAACAAAGGACUGUUAUGUAUGAUUGACUAAGUUGCAUAUAUUCAUGACUAGCAGACUAAUUUAUCAGUAAAAUGCCUAGUCAUGAGAAAUUGAAUGAAUAGUGAUUAAGCAA